AUGGAUGCGAGUGCUAUAACGGUGCAUUGGCAUAAUGAUAACCAACCAAUAUACUCAGUAGAUAUUCAACCAAAUUUCCUCGGUGCACAAGCAGUUGCAACCACUUAUAACAACAACAAGAAGAUUGAGGCAUCCACCACUUAUAACAACAACAAGAUCGAGGCAUCAACAUUUUCAAGAUUGGUUACUGCAGGUGGUGACAAUAACGUACGAAUAUGGCAAAUAACCAAAGCUAACAAAUCAAUUGAAUAUUUGGCCACAUUGUCUAAACAUAGUCAAGCCGUUAAUUGUGUGCGAUAUAACCCUAGGGGCGAUAUUCUAGCUACUGCUGGUGAUGAUGGAACACUCUUUCUCUGGAAAAUGAGCGAUUCCUUAGAGAAAAACAGUUUUAUUGAAGAUGACGAGGAACAUGAUGACGCAAAGGAAAGUUGGUCUGUUGUUUGUACUAUUAGAUCAAGUACUAGCGAAAUUAUGGAUUUGGCUUGGGAUCCAAGGGGAAAAUAUAUUGCAAGUGGAUCAAUGGAUAACCAAAUGAGGAUAUAUCGUAUUGAACAACUUGAACAAAAAAAGGUGCACGCAAUAUUGGUCAAGGAAUUUAAUGAUCAUUCACACUAUAUACAAGGAGUCUCAUGGGACCCUUUGGGGAAGUAUCUUGCGAGUCAAUCGGCAGAUCGAAGUAUGAAUGUUUAUGAAAUUAGCAAACUUGAGAAAAACAACAGUAAUGAUAAUGAGCAUGAGUUGAGUUUCCAAUUGAUGCAUAAGUUUCAAAAAUUCCAAAAUAGCUCCAUUUAUCAUUCAGAAACUUUACCUUCGUUUUUUAGAAGGUUGUGUUUUUCUCCCGAUGGUGCUAUGUUGGUUACUCCUGCUGGCUUGGAGGAAAACACACCUGCAUCAACGGCAGGAGCAACAUCAGCAGCAGCAGCAACAACAUCAGCAGCAGCAACAGCAGCAACAACAUCAGCAACAGCAACAUCAGCAACAACAUCAGCAGCAGCAGCAACAUCAGCAACAACAUCAGCAACAACAUCAGCAUCUUCUUCUUCUUCUUUAGAGGAACUGAGUCUGGAAACUACAGACUCCGUACUGACAAAAAAUUCCAUAUAUAUUUAUUCAAGAACAAGAAUAUCGACUAGUCCCAUUAUCAAAUUAUGUGGACUUACCAAACCGGCAGUGGCCAUCUCUUUUAGCCCUAUGAAAUAUCAAACUCAGGGUAAUCUCUUGAAUUUACCUUACAAAUUAGUCUUUGCCGUGGCCACUUUAGACACUAUAAUAAUCUAUUCAUCAGAUGACGAUUUCAAACCAUUGGGACAAGUUUCGAAUUUACAUUACCAGCCAAUAACAGAUCUUGUAUGGACACAGGAUGGGAUGAGGAUUAUUAGUAGUUCGAUUGAUGGAUUUUGUUCGUUUGUUGAUUUCGAACUGGGCGUGUUUGGUGAAAAGUAUACUGGAGAACCGGCUCAGUUUGUUGAGCCUUUGAAGAAAAAGAAGGGUGUAGAUGUAUCAAUGGAUGUGCUGGCGAGUACCACUGAUAAAGUGAAAAAUCUGGAAAACAGUGCGAUAGAAAGAAAUGCACUGGGAAAGAAUGCAACGGCACAAAAAGAGGAGAGUACAAACAAACCGGUAAAGACAAUUGAUUCUUUCUUUAAUACGGAUAAGAAAGUGACAAAGAAAGUCAAAAAGAGAAUCACUCCAACUUUGAUUCAAUGA
Messenger RNA from Lodderomyces oxycetoniae, 1707 nucleotides. It is a transcript of the gene CAC2, whose product is annotated as Cac2p. Gene Ontology annotation, molecular function: protein binding. Gene Ontology annotation, biological process: DNA replication-dependent chromatin assembly; nucleosome assembly. Bases 1 to 1707 code for a protein of 568 amino acids. The record is from RefSeq and is a predicted model, not a curated record. The transcript has a single exon. NCBI's taxonomy places the organism in Eukaryota, Fungi, Ascomycota, Pichiomycetes, Serinales, Debaryomycetaceae. Gene Ontology annotation, cellular component: nucleus; CAF-1 complex.